This is a messenger RNA of Vitrella brassicaformis, 884 nucleotides long. Lineage: Eukaryota; Vitrellaceae. The record is from the annotation of a GenBank genome assembly.
AAAACGACGCGCAAGAGGACGGUGGAGCCUGCCUGCAGAGCGUGCUUGAUGAGCUUGGAAGGAUGGUGUGUGCACCGAUGAUGACGCUUGAGUGAUGGGUCUUCCUGGACUUGCCGUUCACGAGGCACGGUGCCUCUUUCGCGAGAUCGUUCGCCUCCAUCAGACCAAACUGCCCGAGAAGAUGGUCAGUCAGAUGCACCACACCGCCGCACUCAUCAACUACUCCCUCAUCAGAAGACACCCGAACUGCCACGUGGCUGUCUGUCUUCUGUGUGUGAAUGUGCUCAUCAGAGGGGCCUGGGCGAUGCCUUCCUGAAGCGUGAGUUUCGGCAGCAUCUGUUCGGCGGCACGUGCACGCCCAGACAGUUCGAGAUGUUCAUGGCACACUGGCGCAAGUACGGGGCCACCAUACGCCGGCAGGAGAACGUCAUCGGCAAGAAAAUGAUGAAAACAGAACGGGAAAAACUCAGCGAAGAACAAAGGUGGGCACCUGGCCAAACAAACAAACAAACAAACAAACAAACACACAGGCAGGCAGGCAAAACGGCGGGAAAGGCAGACCCUCACUGUGUGUUGUGUGUGUGGUCACAGGCGGCAGUACGACAAGCUGAGGCGAGCUGUUGCACGCGAAGCGGCAGAGAAGGAAACAUAGUGACUGACGGGAUGGAUGGAUGGAUGGAUGGACUGAUGCUUUUCUAUUGUCGAGGAAGUGAGAUGGAUGCCUGGAGUGAGCGGUGGGGCCGUGUACAGAGAGGGAUGGAAGGCCAAACUGACCGGUGUGCAGCAGAUCUAUCAUCUUGUGCCUUGCGUAUCCAUGUAUGUAAUUCGGUUUAUGAACGGACAAGUGACCAAUGUGGUCGUGUGAACUGAAUGGUCAUGUGUAC